UCCACCAUGAUGAAAGCUGUUGUUUUCUUAGCCACUUUUGUGGUGUGCGCCAGCGCGUCGAACGUAAUAAAUUUUAAACCCAGUUUGCCUACUGGUCGCAUAGUUAAGGGUCAAGAUGCUGUUGAACACGCUGCUCCAUACAUUGUGUCGUUGAGCUCGAGAGCCGAGAGACACUCUCACAGCUGCGGCGGUACCAUCAUCGCUAAGGAUUGGAUCGUUACUGCUGCUCACUGUAUUUCAAGACCCGUUGGUAUGGGCGUGGUUGCUGGUCUACAUGAACGCGCCAACUUUACCGAGAAGACCCAAUCGCGUGUAGUUGAUUUUGGUUUGACGCACAAAAACUUCGGCGGUGGCGUUGGCCCUUACGACAUUGCCCUGUUGCACGUUUCGGAACCCUUUGUGUACAAUGAAUUUGUACAGGCUGCUAUUUUGCCACAACGCGAAGAGAUACAUUUCGGAGAGGCUAAACUUUAUGGCUGGGGUCAAGUGAAGGCUUUUAACUUUAACGCCGCCAAGGUAUUGCAAACCGUUACAACUGAACUCAUUGAAUACAGCGACUGCGAGGAAACACUCGGUGAAGAUACACCCCUUCAACCAUCUAAUGUUUGCUCAGAUUCACUACAAAAGGGUAUUUCUGCCUGCAAUGGCGAUUCUGGUGGCCCUCUGGUGCAGGAACGUAAAGGCGUAGCAUCUGAACUCGUCGGCAUUGUCUCUUGGGGAUACAUUCCUUGCGGCUAUGGUAACAGGCCAUCAAUUUACACUCGCGUUUCUGCUUACAUCGAUUGGAUUGCGCAGGUCCAAAGUGCCUACUACAUAUUGAACUAACUCUUUAUAUUAUAAUAAAGUAAAAUUUUGAAAACAAAAUAUUUAGAAUAUUUAAAUA
This is a messenger RNA of Bactrocera oleae (olive fruit fly), 883 nucleotides long. Its product is annotated as lectizyme. Lineage: Eukaryota; Metazoa; Arthropoda; Insecta; Diptera; Tephritidae. Gene Ontology annotation, biological process: proteolysis. The record is from RefSeq and is a predicted model, not a curated record. Gene Ontology annotation, molecular function: serine-type endopeptidase activity.